UGCAUAGCAGUGGAGGAGACCAACCAGUCAGAGACAGGAGUGUUUCCUUUGGCAAGAGUGCAAGAUAGAGAAGAAACAUCGUUUUCUGCGCUUGAGGUCAAACAGCAAGUAGAGCAUUUGGAGUCUGAGCUCACAAAGAAGAGGAAGCAAUGUGAACAUCUGGAGCAUGAAGUAAAGAAGAAGCACAAGAGAUGUGCAGAGCUCGAGAUCGAACUGCAAGAAGUGCGGAGUGAUAAUGCCCGACUGUCUGAGGAAAACGCUGCAUUACAGGGGCAAGUCGAGUGGACAGAGAAGGUUGAAUCUGAAAAUGCUGACUUAAGGCUGCAGGUGACUGUAGUGACUGAGGAACGGGAUUCUGCUCUUCAGAAAACCCAGGAACUCCAGGACAGGCUGGAGAGUCUCGGGGAGGCACUUAAGCACAUGAGAGAUGUUGCAGAACGAAGGCAACAACUGGAGCAUCAGCACGAGAAGGCCUUGCAGGCCUUGCAAAAGAAACAAGAUGAAGUCAGACAGCUCCAGCAGGCUCAGGCUGAAGCUAGGAAGGAACAUGAAGGAGCAGUGCAGCUUUUAGAGAAUACCUUGGAUUCUAUGCAGGCUCGUGUGAGAGAGUUGGAGAACCAGUGUCGCAGCCACACAGAACAAUUUAACUUCCUCUCUCAGGAGCUCAAUCGAUUUCGCCUCCAAACCGGGAAAAUAGGUCUUCCAUCCUCGUCCUCCUUCUGUUCCUCUCUGGUGACUUCAGAGGUUGCCUUUGCUACUUGCCAGAGUUCUCAACGGCUCCCAGAUGGCCUCAGGCAGAAAGAUCCAGAAAUUGUCCCUGUAUCUCCUCGGAGCAGUAGAAAAGUUCAAGAUGAAGAGGUGGAAAGAUUCUCCCCAAUGGCCCUUCGGCUCACGGAUCCUGUGGUGUCUCCUGUGGCCCGUAGUCCUGAUACAAGCAGUCCUCCAGUUGCCUCAAAAAAAGCAAUCAAGAAGUUGGAAGCCCAGUCCAGCUCCUCAAGAUCCGAGUCCAUGCACAACAGUCCCAAAUCCUGCCCCACUCCAGAGGUGGAUACAGCCAGUGAAAUGGAAGAACUGGACACUGACAGCAUCUCAUUGGUACCAGAGCAGGAGAACCAUGAUCCAGUGAAACUUCAGGUCUUCUUGGCUCGAUAUAGCUAUAAUCCUUUUGAUGGCCCCAAUGAGAAUCCUGAGGCUGAACUCCCACUUACAGCUGGCGAGUAUAUUUAUGUCUAUGGAGAAAUGGAUGAAGAUGGCUUUUUUGAAGGAGAGCUGAUGGAUGGCCGGAGAGGCCUUGUCCCCUCCAACUUUGUGGAGCGACUGGCAGAUGAUGACCUGGUUACUUUCUUGCCUCAGGAAGUCCAUGAUCUCUCCCAAAGCUCACCUCUUGAGCGGAGUUUUCUCAGCACGAGCAUCAGCAGUGGAGAAAGAAGUGACUAUUCAUUGGAGGAGCUCAACGCCAGCACAGCUCCCUCUAGGCUAGAAGGGGACCAGGGAGAGGGAGGUGUUUCCAUUGCAGUGCCUUAUCCCAGAAAGGUGACUCUAAUCAAACAGUUUGGCUCUAGCCUCUUGGUGACAUGGGAUCCACCACUGGUGCCUAGUGGCAGCUGCUUGGAUGUCCAAAGCUACAAUGUCUACGUGGACACUGAACUCCAGGAAAAUGUGAAGGCCAGUCCCCAGAUGAAGGCCAUGAUUGAGAAACUGGACUUGAAAACAAAAGCCUAUCGCGUCUCCAUACAAAGCGUUUCAGAGAAAGGGAGCUCAGACAGACUGCAAUGCACAUUCCUGGUGGGGUGUGGUUUUGUCUUAGCUCCAAGUCAGCUCCAAGUGCGGAGUGUCAAGGCCACCUCCGUGGAACUCUACUGGAUGCCAAGCAACAGCAAUUUCACACAUACUAUAUACCUCAAUGGGGAAGCAUGUGAUGUAGUGAAGGCUGGCAUAUAUUGGUACACUUUCCGCAACCUGAACCCAAACACUUCCUACGUUGCCACAGUCGAAGUCCAGCCUCAACAGACGUUUUGGAAACCAUUCCCAGAGAUGGAAGAACAGCUGUUGUCCACAGAGAUCCAAUUCACCACAUCUUCAGCAGGGUCUCCAGAUGCUCCGCUAGAUGUCCGAGUGGACCCUGGCCCCACACCUGGUAUUCUGGUCAUCAGCUGGCUGCCGGUCACCAUUGAUGCUGAAGGAUCAUCCAAUGGAGUGCGUGUCACUGGCUAUGCGGUGUAUGCUGACAGACAAAAGGUAAUGGAAGUUACCUCCCCAACGGCUGGUAGUGUCUUGAUUGAGGUUUCCCAGCUGCAGAUCCUCCAUCUGUGUCGGGAAGUAUCUGUAAGAACUGUGUCUCUUUAUGGAGAAUCAGUGGAUUCCAUGCCAGCUCAGAUACCCUCGGUGUUGUUGGAAGAAGUGGGCCUUUCUUCUGCAUCUCAGUUUAACUGUCUCCCUUCCAGGCUUCUGGGUGGGGAAGCACGGACUCUUGUCACACAAACCUCUCAGAUACUAGGGAAAGAACUGCCUUCUGUCACUAAGAAUUCAGUUGCCAAACUCACCUCCCAGCCCACCAUCAGCAGUGAAAAAUCUGGGGACCAUCUGCAUUCAGAGACAUCCUCAAAUGUCAGGGCUCCCUUAACACCAAUGUUGCAGGCUGUGUCACCAGAACUGGGAACUCUCCCAAGAGAAGAAGGGAAUUAUCUCCUGCCCCCUGGAGGCGGUGUGGUGAAUGAAGAUCUGGCUGGGCUCAGGAAGGCUGCUUCGGAGGAAUCUGGAGAAGACAACCAGGCAAAUGAGCCCCUGCUCACAGUUACAGAACAAGAGCCACAUAUUCCAGACAAUAGUACUAGUAGCCUGGAGACCUGUGAAAUUUGCUCUGCAGAACAGGGGUCAAAUGCACCCGCAGAAAGAGAGCUAGAUAACAAUCAAAGCUCUCUGGGACCAAAGAUGCCACCUAUGGACAGACCUUCCAUGCAAGAAGAAGACAGUACCAGGGAGAUGGGCCAAAAUGAAGGACAAACCCCAGAAUCUGUAGUGGGGUCUUCUGGGAGGAUGAAGCUGCUGAAAGAAGUCUCCAGAGAUGACUCCUCUCAGCUGGUGCCCAGGAUCAGAAGAGAGCAAGGAGAGAAAAGGUCAGAUCCAGGAAAUCGUCCACUGAAUCUUCUAACUGACCACCAUCGUGGUUCUGACCUUUCUGAUAUUACGGAGGAAGAGGAGGAAGAGGAGGGGGAGUUGAAAUGGAAUCCAAGUGAAUACUGCAGCAGAGAAAAUGGAGACAAGUUGGAUCUUGGUGAUACUGACAGUGAUGAAGAGAUCUUGGAACGAAUUCUGGAAAUGCCAUUGCAAAAAAAUUGCAGCAAGGCUCUGUUUAGUAUUCCUGAAGUGACUGAGGAGGAGGAGGAGGAGGAGCAGGAAGAAGACGAAGAAGGCUGGGACCCUGUCCUAAACCAACCUAUUUCCACCCCUCUGGAAAAGGAGGCUGUGGAGAGCUUCCAGGGUAGGCUUCCUAACCAUACCAGAAGAAUACAAGGUCCACUCUGUGCUCGGUCUAAAAGGAACCACAAUCUUUCAGAGCUGAUCUUACCUGAAAAGAGCAUUCUACAGAAGUUCAGAGGAGAGUGUGUGAAUGAAAUAUCCACUUGCUCUGGAAGAUGGGAUGGUGAAGAAAUGACCUAUCAGUGGGAUGAUCUUAAGAAACCAUCAAGGUCUCCUCUUCUGGAAUGGAGAAGAUCCAGUCAUUGCAAGGAGAAGACCCGUGUCCAACCCCAGGGACAUAGGAAGCGAAAAGCAGACAUCCGAGAGUGCAGUGUUUCUAUGCGGAGCAAUUCCUACUACACUGGAGGUGGUCUUUACAGAGCACAGAGCCUCACAGAGAAUUUGGAUGUGAUCACCAGCCUUGGGAUGGAGGAUGACUUGAAGCUGUGCAGCUGGGCAAGACAAAGGCCUGAUCAAAUUUCUUCAAGGAGAAUGAUGCCCCAAGAGAGAAAAGAGAAAGCUGUCCAAGGCCUCCCCCACUGCCUCAGUCCAGAGAGUUUGGAGAUUGACAUUGAGUAUGAUUCAAAUGAGGAAGAGGAUUUAACCAUCACUUCUACUCCAGUGAGCCAGUUGAGUUCAGAUGGGAGGGCUGAUGGAUCUCCAACAGAUUGUGAGGAGGAAUGGAGUGACUGCUCUAGCCAAUCAGGGUCAGUCCAAUCCAAUGGGCAAAGAGAACUGAAGCGAUCCAGCAGUUGGGAGGGAGAGAGCACGGAUUGGAGCACAUCCCCCGGCCAUUCACCUGGGCAUUGUGGUUGGAGGAAGAGGGCCAAUGGUGCCUCAGAAGAAUGGAACAGGACUUGCGAGAGAAGUCCCUCUGUCUUGGGAGCCAGGCCAGAGCAGACUUGGAAGGAGGGCCCACUUGUGCAAACAUGGGUCUGUGAGACGCUUCCUUCACCAGCUGGCAUUGUUACAGCAGCUUGCCACAAUUCUGACUGUGCUUUUGACCCUUUGCUCCCAUGCUUGCUUGCAUUCUGCUUAUUGUGUAGUCCUGGGUUGUUGGACUCGACAUCUUAUCAGUCCCCCGUCCAAAGAGGCAGAAGGUCUCCAAGAAAAAGCCAAGAAGGGUCAGCAUCUCUCAGUGGAAAUAUUGGAACUUGGAGGAGCCCCUCCCUUGAAUUGGCAGAUGACGGGGCCUCAGCACGACUGUUUGUGGCUCUUUUUGACUAUGACCCUGUUUCAAUGUCCCCUAAUCGGGAUGCUGCUGAAGAGGAGCUCCCAUUUCAAGAGGGCCAGAUUCUGAAGGUCUAUGGCCACAAAGAUGCAGAUGGUUUUUACAGGGGGGAAUGUGCAGGAAGAACAGGGUUCAUACCAUGCAACAUGGUGUCUGAGGUCCAGGUGGACAGUGGCAGCGCAAGAAAACAGUUGUUAGAAGAAGGCCAGAUUCCUACUGACAUGCUGAUGGAAAGUCUAGGAAAUGGUGCAUUUUCUCCACCUCCACAGCGCCCAUCAAAUCGUCCUUCAAAGCCUCGACGGUCUAAGAAAGCGGAGGCACUCAGGAUGGAAGAACAGGUUCCUGAUUUAGAAGCACCUGGAAAGCAAAAUCCAAGUUCUGAGGACCCUGGAAGAACAAUGGUAGCCAUCUUUGACUACAACCCCCAAGAGAAUUCUCCCAAUCCAGACACCGAGGCUGAGCUCAGAUUUUGUGCUGGGGACAUUGUGACUGUGCUCAGUUCCAUGGAUGAUGAUGGGUUCUAUUAUGGGGAGGUAAAUGGACAGAAGGGUCUUGUUCCAUCUAAUUUCCUGGAAGCUUUGCCGUCAGAUGGAGCACUGCCAAGUGAGCCAAGCCUUGGAAGGCAGCGAGUGAGAAAAAGAAGAAUCCAGUAA
Python bivittatus (Burmese python) is the source of this 5343-nucleotide messenger RNA. NCBI's taxonomy places the organism in Eukaryota, Metazoa, Chordata, Lepidosauria, Squamata, Pythonidae. The record is from RefSeq and is a predicted model, not a curated record.